AAGGAUCAUUCAACAAACGAGAUAGUCAAGCGUGGGAUUGUGGUUACCUUCCCACCAGAUACUCGCAAGACGACCCCAACUAUCACGAGACGACUGUGAUCACCAAACAUCCACUGCAGCUUCUAAGCUACACGCCACGCAAGGAACCCUCUCCGAUUCGAUACUGCGUCCAUGAUUUACACAUUUCAUUGUCGUGUAUUCAAUUCAAAAUUCCACAAUGGCUGCGGCCGAGGUUUUGGCCUUUCCAGGAAGCUUCCCAAAAAGCCCAUGUGGUUGGAGAGUUGGCCAGCCAUCGACGACUGGGUGGGAUGAAGAAGACGUACGCAUCCGCCUGGGCAUGAUAGCCCGGGCCUGGGUUUCAAAAUGGUGGAUUACUCAGUCACGACGUAACGAUGCUCAACCCUUCGGUUCCACCCCCCGCGUCCCAUCAACCCCCUUGAAAGUACCCAACUGUUCGCCGAGGUGGUCUCGACGUUUCGCCUGCCCUCCCGAACCUCAGGAACCCUCCGAAGACCUCAUGAAUCCUAGUUCUACCGACGCCCUGGUGGUCCGACAAUUGCCCCCAUCUGACGUUGCGGCCCCGCUUCCUCCACCGUCUGACGAACAGGAGAGGCCACGCCAACGCCGCAGCGGGGAUGCCCUGUUCUCCGACCCUACCCAGGAGUUUGAGAUUGAUUUUUCUUCGCAACACGGCUUCCGGGAAGCGAAGAAGAAAAAGGCGGCGAAGGCAGCACCUAAAAAAGCGGUCACUAAUAACAACGACGGUGACGACACGAAGCAGAACGACGAAGGAGGCGGCGAUGGUGGCGACCAGGGAGGCAACCACGGAGGUGACGCCGGGGGAGACCAAGGAGGGGAUGCCGGCAAUAAUGGCAGCGGAGCCGGAGGGGAUGGUGAUGGCGGCGACAAGAACAACGGAGACAAUGGAGACAACGGAGCAGGCGACAAUAACGCCACGGGCGACCCGAGUCCUGCGGAUGACUGGGGCACCUUCACGUCGGCGAAAACGAAGAAGGGUAAGAAGGGCGCCGUGGAGGAGUCCACCAACUUCCCUGAGGUACCAUCAUCCAAGUUGGACUCGUUUCAGGAAAUCACUCUCGACGACCCAGGUAUAGGGUCUGGGACACUAGAUCUCAAUCUCGGUUCGACGGAUACCAAGGGGACAACAUCGUUUGGCGCCUGGGGGUCGAGUUGGAAUACUGGGAAUAGCUUGGAUUUCGCAGGCAGCAAAGACUCCUUCGGGAAUGCGGCGGCCGAAAACAAAGAGGAUGUCGAUUCGAACCCCUGGGGCCUCGGCAAAUCAAAGUCGAAGAAGGAUGAUUCCUUCGAUUUCGGGUUCACCUCGGGGGGUACAAAGAGCCAAGAUCUGGGUACCUCCGGAGCGGUGGAUGAUCUCACUGGCGCGUGGGGCCUGAGUUCUACAAAGAAAAAGGGCAAGAAAAGCGAGCCAGAACCUGAGCCUGAGCCUGUCCCCCCUCCGGCUCCUGAUCCAGAACCUGCCGCAGAGCCUUGGCUUGCUCCCGCUGCAACUGCGAAGUCCAAGAAGAAGAAGAAGAAGGGAUCAGUAGAUCCUGAUCCGCCGCCGGCACUGGCCCCGCCGCCAGUGGAACCCGAACCUGAGCCGGAACCGCCCAAAGAGGAACCGAAGGAAGAUAACCUUUGGGAUGCCUGGGGUGGCGGUAGUAGCUCCAAAAAAACCAAGAAGGGUGCCGUCAUGGAGGUCAAGGAACCAGAACCAGAACCAGAACCAGAACAUGUGCCGGGGCCACCCCCCGAACCGGAGGCGAAGAAAUCCGACGUCAUCUGGGGUGCCUCUACGACAUCAACGUCCAAGAAGGACAACAAGAAGAAGAAGAAGAAAGGCAAAGAAGCGAGCGCCCUAGUCGAAUAUGGAGAGGAGCCCUCGCCGCCAAUGGAGGUGCCUCCCGCGGUUCCGGACGUAGACGAACCCGUCGAACUUGAUGAAGGAGAGCCACCCUUAGACUCGGUGCAGCCAGAUCCUGUCGAAGAGGGCCAGGAUACCAGCGCCAAAACCGAGGACAGCGGCCUGGGCUUCUGGGGCCUCUCGUCGAAAAAGAAGUCAAAGAAGAACCAACCGGAACCGGAAAAGGAGAAGCUGUCCAAAACGAAAGAAAAAGAACCCAAGCUAAGCGAGAAGGAGUUGAAAAAGCUCGAGAAGGAAAAAAAGAAAGCCGAGAAGGAAGAAGCUCGGCUUGCCCGCGAGGCGGAGGAGGCUGCUGCGGCUGCCGCGGCCGAAAUAGCCCGGCAGGAAGAAGAAGAGCGCGAAAGGGCUGAAGCCGAGGCUGCGCAGAUCCUUGAGGAAGAGGCACAGUUAGAAGCUCUACUCGCCAAGAAGGCCAAGCGAGGCAAACUGCCCAAGAAGGACCAAACCACUCUUGACGGUCUGCAGGAGGCCGCUAACAAGCGUGCUAAGGAGAAAGCCGCCAAAGAGGAGGAGGAAAGACUCGCCGCUGAGGCGGAGGAGCAGGCGCAGCGGGAGAGAGAAGAGGCCGAAGCGGCAGCAGCAGCAGAAGAGGCGGCAGCGGCAGAGGCAGCAGCAGCGGCAGAGGCGGCAGCAGCGGCAGAGGCGGCAGCAGCGGCAGAAGCAGCAGAGGCUGAAGCGGCGGCGGCGGCUGCAGCUGAAGCAUCCAAGAAGAAGUCCAAGAAAAGCUCUUCCAAGACAGAGAAGGAGUCCAAGGCCAAGUCAAAGAAGUCGUCCAAAGACAAGGAUGAGGAGAAGAGCGAGGAUAAAGAACUGGAGGAGGCCAUCGGGGAACUCAGUCCCGAACAGGUCGAGGAGCUGCUGGCGGCAGAAGAGCCUGUCACCAGCAAACCGAAGCCCGUUAAUGAUGCAUUCAGCUUCUGGGGCAUAUCGACUUCAAAGAAGUCCGGCAAGAAAGCUUUUGAACCCGUGGAAGAACCUCCGGUGGAAGAACCUCCGGUGGAAGAACCUCCAGUGGAAGAAGCGGUACCAGAAGUAGCGGCCGAGCCUGAACCUGAACCGGUACCCCCGCCUCCGCCCCCCGUCCCGGCCGCGGCUCUCACGAAAGAAGAGCGCAAGCGACUCAAGAAGGCAAAGAAGGCUGCACCAGCCCAAGCUGCGCCUGAGCCUGAGCCUGAGCCUGAGCCGGAGCCGGAACCCGAACCUGAGCCCGAGCCAGAACCCGAACCUGUAAAGAGCCAAAAAUCCGAUCUUCCGGGCUCCUUCCCCGAAGAUGACGAGAUUGUAGAAAUCAUCGACCUGGCGCCACCCAAGAAGAGCAGCAAAAAGAGCAAGAAACGGGCAAAGGAGCCUGUACCAGUAGAGGUCCCUCCCGAAGCCCCUCCUGAAGAACCCCCCGAGGAACCUCCCGAGGAGCCUGCCGAGGAGCCUGCUGAACGACCUGCUGAGGAGGAAUCUGCCGAAGAACCCGCCGAGAUACCUCCCGAGGUACCACCACCUCCUCCGGCUGUCCCUGAUGUGCCCUUGACCCCGCCAUCCGAAGAGUCUAAGCGUUCUCGAAAGGAACGAACAAGGGUCAACCGUGAAGGACCAUCCUUGGGCGCAUGGGCGGCUACGGCGCCACGCGAGCGGGAAAAGAAAUCGUCCCGGACAGUGUCGGAGAAGAAGAAGAGGGAACGGGUUGAGAAGGAAGAGAAGGUCUCGUCGAAAGGAUCUAGCUCGGACAAAGCGGAACGUGAGCGAGACCAUGAACGGGACCGUGAGCGACAUCGAAAUCAAGACCGGGAUCGAGACCGAGAUCACGACCGUGGCGACAGGGCCAGGGAGACGUCUGCACGGCCAAAACUCAUGUCCAUGUUUAGUACGCCCCCUGUCACGCGAGCCACGACGACCCGCGACCGGAGACAUGCAUCAAGCACAAAAUCAUCGCGCCGACAUUCGGUCGACGUUGGCGGCUUCACUUCGCCACCUCCAGAGGAAGCACCACCCAUCUCAUCUAAGGCCGCGAAGGUCCUGGGCAUCAAGAACUCUAGCAGAUCUGCAAGGCGUGCUCCGCCCCCAGAAGACGAGGACAUUGUCAUGGUCGGCGCCAACGGAGAAGAAACACCUUCCCAAAGAUCGCGUAGACGCUCUAAAUUGCCCAGGGAGGACGAUGUUGUCAUGGUCGAGGCUGAUGGGCCGUCGGACCCCAUUGCUCUGAAGCGUUCCAAUUCCAGUGCUAAAAAAGGAUUUGGUGGCUUCUUCAGCAAUCUGAGGACUCCCAAGUCUGAGCGCCCAGAACGUCCAGAACCGCCUCGGCGUCGCAAUACGUACGCCAUGACGGACGACGAGGGAAGGCGGGAACACCGCCAUAAAGGAUACCCCGCUGACUAUGGGGCUGGUGACGCCGCGGCAGCUGAAGAGGCAGAACGGGAAGCGCACCGGGCUGUUCGGAGAGCGAGAAGGGCUGAGCGAGAAGCAGCUGAGAGGGAAGCAGCCGAGCGGGAAGCAGCCGAGGCUGAAGGGGUCGGGCGAACAGCUGAGGAGGCACGCCAUCACAAGGACAGGGAUCGGCGUGAGCGGCGUCGAAGGUACGAAGAGGAUGCCGAGGCGCGUAGGCAAGAGGAGAAGGAGGCGAGACGCGCAGAGAGACGUGCGGCACGGCAGCGGGAGGAAGAGGAGCGUCGCAUGGCCGAGGAGGCAGAGGCAGAGGCUAGGCGCGCCGAACGCCGUCGCCGGCGUAAGGCACGUGAAGCGGCCGCCGCUGCGACAGCUGAAGAGGAAGACGCCGAGGCGAGGCGUGCGGCUCGAGAGGAACGUCGUCGUCUACGGCACAUGGAAGCUCCAGAUGACGAGGAAGCACGACGACUCAGGCGCGAAGCCCGACGAGCGGCACGUGCUGCAGGUUCUGGUGGUGGUGGUGGUGGUGGUGGCGAGGAAGACGAUGGUGGGCACCGCAGCAGCCGUCGGUAUCAGUCUGAGACAGAAGGUGUUUAUCCAAGACACCGGUCCCACCGUGGCCACGAGUCCAAGCCGAUGUGGCCCCACUCGGGCACUUCGUCUUGGGUGAAGGACCAUUCGGAUGCCGGACCACCACCGGAAGAGGGUACGGCGCAGAACGACGAGGAGGCUCGCCGCGAGAGGAGGGAGCGACGCCGGCGUGCCAGGAUGGAGGAAGGUGGCACGGCCGACGAAGCUGAUGAUCAGCGGCGACGACGUACGCGACGUGAGGAGCGAGAACGGGAGAGGGACCGGGACCGGGACAGGGAGCGGCGUCAUGGUGGGGGAACCAUCGGUGGCACAUCCGAAGGUAGCGACGAGCGGCGUCGGGCCUCCCUUUUCAUGGACACGACACCGCGCAGCAGCUGGUGGAGGAAGAUCACCGGUUGAUCCGGUCGAUUGACGGCGGUAAGGGGUCAUUAGGCUUCGCAUGUCUUGUCUGUCCGUAUCAUGUGUUUUUGUACCCGAGCAGGCCAGCACAUCGGGUUUUCCGUUGUUGACACUCCCGCCUUGCGGCAGGAGACAUAUACCCCAACCUUGAAUU
Sodiomyces alkalinus F11 is the source of this 5465-nucleotide messenger RNA. RefSeq lists its product as hypothetical. The record is from RefSeq and is a predicted model, not a curated record. Bases 218 to 5311 code for a protein of 1697 amino acids. NCBI's taxonomy places the organism in Eukaryota, Fungi, Ascomycota, Sordariomycetes, Glomerellales, Plectosphaerellaceae. The transcript is spliced from 6 exons.